This is a messenger RNA of Phycomyces blakesleeanus NRRL 1555(-), 888 nucleotides long. RefSeq lists its product as hypothetical. The coding region runs from base 1 to 888 and encodes 295 amino acids. The record is from RefSeq and is a predicted model, not a curated record. Lineage: Eukaryota; Fungi; Mucoromycota; Mucoromycetes; Mucorales; Phycomycetaceae. The transcript has 6 exons.
AUGACUACAAAAAAGUCUGUUCAACAAACUGCUGGGACAGCAGCAAGCACAAGACAACGGGAAAUUCUUCCCAGCUUGACAGUUGGCGCAGAGCUAGAUGGUACUAAGGUCUACCACAACAUUGGAGCAACCAAUGGCCAGAAUAACAAUUCGAACCAUAGUCCCAUCGGUCAGGCUCUUACUACAGGAGAAUAUAUAAAGUACCACCUUCCAACGGUUUUGAGAUUGAUUCGUUCUCAAACACGAGCAGUUCUGGCAACAAUGCCAUUGACAGUCAAUGAGAGCGCCUUCUCAACAUCCAACCAUCCCAUUGCUGAUGUAGUGCAGAACUACACACAUCAGCAAGCUGAAGUAAAGUCUGUUUCGUCUGCAGUUGUGGAAGAGAAAACCCGAAGACAUAUUUUGUAUAUGCUUCAAAGGGCAAAAGCUUUGCCAGAAAAGAUAGCUCAACAAAAUCGGAUUUCUCGACGCCGGUCCAGAAAGAGAAACAUUCUUGCAGACUACAAGGCAAUUCACUUAGCUGACAAGGCAAUCCUUAAGUCUAAGUUUGGUGAGACUGUCGUUGACAUUCUGGACUAUGACAUGUUGUCUGAUAUUGAGUCAGAUGAGAAGAAAAAUAAAACUAGAUAUACUCCUAGAAAUAGACAUCACUUGGUGAAUGAAUACUUUACUGUUUUGAAGAAAAAGAGACUUGCUAACAAGGGACCAGACGUCAUUGGAAAUUCUGUCUAUCCAAUUAUUUUGAGAAACACUGAGUUAUCGAAUGAGAAAAAUUCAACACGAAGCAUGAAUGCAGACGAUGCACUGGAACAAUGCAUGAAGAACUCUCUUCCAUGUACUCCUUCUCCCACAACUCUAGACCUUGUUCAACUAACACUGGAAAAAUAA